This is a messenger RNA of Quercus lobata, 1636 nucleotides long. RefSeq names its product ent-kaurene oxidase, chloroplastic-like. Gene Ontology annotation, molecular function: oxidoreductase activity, acting on paired donors, with incorporation or reduction of molecular oxygen, NAD(P)H as one donor, and incorporation of one atom of oxygen; iron ion binding; ent-kaurene oxidase activity. The record is from RefSeq and is a predicted model, not a curated record. The transcript is spliced from 8 exons. Bases 1 to 1548 code for a protein of 515 amino acids. Gene Ontology annotation, cellular component: chloroplast outer membrane; endoplasmic reticulum. NCBI's taxonomy places the organism in Eukaryota, Viridiplantae, Streptophyta, Magnoliopsida, Fagales, Fagaceae. Gene Ontology annotation, biological process: gibberellin biosynthetic process.
AUGGCCAGCAUAACACAUUUCCUUCAAGAAUUCCAAGCUACUCACUUUGCCACCUCUGUUGCUCUUGGUGGUCUGUCUUUGUUUAUUUUCUUCUCCUUCUUCAUACAAAGAUUUCGUUCUACAAAGAAGAAUGGAAAUUCCAAACUCCCUCCAGUACCAGUGGUUCCAGGGUUGCCAGUGAUAGGAAAUUUGCUGCAAAUGAAGGAGAAGAAACCUCACAAAACUUUUUUAAGGUGGGCUGAAAUAUAUGGACCAAUCUACUCCAUCAGAACUGGUGCUUCCACUGUAGUUGUUCUCAAUUCAGCCAAUAUUGCCAAAGAGGCUAUGGUGACCAGAUUUUCCUCCAUCUCAACAAGAAAUUUAUCAAACGCCAUAAAGCAUCUCUCCGGUAAUAAAUGCAUGGUUGCCACGAGCGAUUACGAUGAAUUUCACAAGAUGGUAAAGAGAUAUAUACUUACAGAUGUUCUGGGAACGAAUGCACAGAAGCGACAUCGAUGCCACAGAGACACUAUGAUAGAAAAUAUUUCGAACAAAUUACAUGCUCAUAUAAAGAACUCUCCUCUUCAAGCUGUGAAUUUCAAGAAAAUAUUUGAGUAUGAACUUUUUGGACUAGCAUUGAAACAAUCACUAGGACAUGAUGUGGAAUCUAUUUAUGUGGAGGAGCUUGAGAGCACUUUGUCAAGGGGAGAGAUAUUUAAGGUAUUAGUAUCUGACUUGAUGGAGGCUGCAAUUGAAGUGGAUUGGAGAGAUUUCUUCCCAUAUCUUAAAUGGAUUCCAAAUAAGAACCAUGAAAUGAAAAUUCAGAGAAUGGUUUUCGAAAGACAAGCAGUGAUGAAUGCCCUUAUCAAGGCACAGAAAAAGCGCAUUGCUUCAGGAGAGGAAGUAAGUUCUUACCUCACUUACUUGUUAUCUGAAGCAAAAACACUCACGAAUGACCAAAUUACUGUGUUGGUAUGGGAGCCAAUCAUUGAGAUAUCAGAUACUACUAUGGUUACAACAGAAUGGGCCAUGUAUGAACUUGCUAAAGAUCCAAACCGGCAGGAUCUUCUUUAUAAGGAGAUUCAAAAUGUUUGUGGGACUAACAAGAUGACAGAGGAGCACUUAUCUAAGCUUCCAUACUUGGGUGCUGUUUUCCAUGAAACUCUGAGGAAGCACAGUCCAACUCCAAUAAUACCUCUGCGACACGCACAUGAAGAUACCCAAUUAGGAGGGUACUAUAUUCCUGCAGGAAGCGAGAUUGCUAUAAACAUAUACGGGUGUAACAUGGACAAGAAACAAUGGGCAAAGCCUGAAGAGUGGAAGCCAGAGAGGUUUCUUGAUAAGAAAUAUGAUCCAAUGGAUUUGUACAAGACAAUGUCAUUUGGAGGUGGAAAGAGAGUAUGUGCAGGUUCACUUCAGGCAUCGUUAAUAGCAUGCACAACAAUUGGUAGGUUAGUACAGGAAUUUGAGUGGAGGCUGAAAGAUAAAGAGGAGGAAAACGUGGAUACUGCUGGACUCACUUCUCACAAGCUCCAUCCCAUGCAAGCAAUUCUAAAGCAGAGAAAUUAAUAGCGUAGAAUCACACUUGCCUUUGGUUUCAUUCCAAUGAACUACUGUUGAUUGAACCCUCAGCGCCUAUUUGUUUGUUGUGCUGGUA